This is a messenger RNA of Dimorphilus gyrociliatus, 423 nucleotides long. Lineage: Eukaryota; Metazoa; Annelida; Polychaeta; Dinophilidae. The record is from the annotation of a GenBank genome assembly.
GUCAUUUAUUUCCGGUUUAAAAGACAUCACAACCGAAAGAUGGGUCUCGAAGUAGAGGAAUCAAAUACAGCUAUUCAAAACGAACCUGAGACCGAAAUAGUCCAAAAUUUCGAGAAUAAUGAAGAAGCUAGUGUAGAGGAAACUGUAGCUGACGAAGAACAAGUAGAGUCAACAGAAGCCGAGUCCAAUCAAGAUGAAGUUGAGGAGGAAGAAGAAGAGGAAUUAGAGGAUCCUCUGGAUUCGCUAAAGGAAAGCUGUGGAGAGUCGAGCGCUUGUGCUAGCUACAAAGCUGAAUUGGAUAAGUGUACUGAGAGAGUGACAAGCCAUCCGGAAACAACUGAGAAUUGUUCGCAAGAAUUAUACGAUUUCAUGCAUUGCGUUGAUAAAUGCGUAUCAAAGCAACUAUUUAGCAAAUUGAAAUAG